This is a messenger RNA of Kogia breviceps (pygmy sperm whale), 1895 nucleotides long. The record is from RefSeq and is a predicted model, not a curated record. NCBI's taxonomy places the organism in Eukaryota, Metazoa, Chordata, Mammalia, Artiodactyla, Physeteridae.
CAGCAAAAAAAAUUGCCAAUGAUUGAUGGUCUGCAUUAUGUCUGGAGCCAGCCGUCAGCUCACUCUUUUCUUCUGCGGCUGUUGCGUGGCUGCCCUGGGGGUCCAGGCCGAGGAGCACUGCCCCGCUGAGCGUCACCAGGCUGCCCAGUACGUGGCUGCCGUGUACGAGCACCGGUCCAUCCUGAGCCCGAACCCGCUGGCCCUCAUCAGCCGCAAGCAGGCCUUGGAGCUCAUGAACCAGAACCUCGACAUCUAUGAACAGCAAGUGACGAUCGCGGCCCAAAAGGGUGUACAGAUUAUAGUGUUUCCAGAAGAUGGCAUCCAUGGAUUCAACUUUACAAGAGCAUCCAUUUACCCAUUUUUGGACUUCAUGCCUUCUCCCCACUUGGUCAGGUGGAACCCAUGCCUGGAGCCCCACCGAUUCCAUGACACGGAAGUCCUCCAGCGCCUGAGUUGUAUGGCUGUCAAGGGAGAGAUGUUCCUGGUGGCCAAUCUUGGGACAAAGCAGCCUUGUCAUAGCAGUGACCCAGGGUGCCCAAAUGAUGGCAGAUACCAGUAUAACACGAACGUGGUGUUCAGCAGUAACGGAACCCUGGUUGACAGCUACCGCAAACAAAACCUCUACUUUGAAGCAGCGUUCAAUACCCCCCCGGAAGUGGAUCACAUCACCUUUGAUACCCCCUUUGCUGGCAAGUUUGGCAUCUUCACUUGCUUUGACAUAUUGUUCUUCGACCCUGCUGUCAGGCUCCUCAGAGACUCGGAGGUGAAGCAUGUCGUGUAUCCGACCGCCUGGAUGAACCAGCUCCCGCUCUUGGCAGCCAUUCAGAUUCAGAGAGGUUUCGCCAUCGCCUUUGGCGUCAACUUUCUGGCUGCGAACAUCCACCAUCCAUCUCUGGGGAUGACGGGAAGUGGCAUACACACCCCUCUGAAGUCCUUUUGGCACCAUGACAUGGAAAGCCCCGAAGGUCACCUUAUAAUUGCCCGGGUAGCCAAAAAUCCACAGGGUCUCAUUGGUACAGGCAAUACCACAGGGAAAAUGGACCCAUCCCAUAGUAAGUUUUUAAAAAUCUUGGCAGGGGAUCUAUACUCUGAGAAGGAUGCCUGGGACGUCCACUGUGAUGGAGCCCCCAAAUGGAACACGAAUGCCCCUCCCACGUUUAACUCUGAGAUGAUGUAUGACAAUUUCACCCUGGUUCCCGUGUGGGGCAAGGAAGGCUACCUCCGAGUCUGCGCAAAUAGCCUUUGCUGUCAUUUGCUUUACCAGAGGCCCACUCUGUCCAAGGAGCUGUAUGCCCUGGGCGUCUUUGACGGCCUUCACACUGUGCACGGCACUUACUACGUUCAAGUCUGUGCCCUGGUCAAGUGUGGCGGUCUUGGCUUUGAAACCUGUGGGCAGGAGGUCACAGAGGCCGCGGGGAUAUUUGAGUUUCACCUGUGGGGGAACUUCAGUACCUCCUAUAUCUUUCCAAUGCUUCUGACCUCAGGGAUGACCCUGGAAACCCCUGACCAGCAGGGCUGGGAGAAUGAUCACUAUUUCCUGAGGAAGAGUGGACUGUCCUCUGGUCUGGUGACGGCAGCUCUCUACGGGCGGUUGUACGAGAAGGACUAGGGGGUAUGGGGUGGGCUCCCCCUGCACUGGCACAGGCCACAGCUCACAGCACCGGGACCACUUUUUCACCCCAGAGCCCAUCCUGGGAGCCAUGGGAAGAGGUAGGGAGACAGAUUUCGCCAGUGUCUUUUCCUCUUAAGUGCAAAUUCGUGAGACAUUUUCUGGUAUUUUCUACUCACAUUUCUAUUUUUCAAGCCACGUCUUCCUCCAGCAGAUCUUCCACUACACAAUUGUUUUAAGAGCGCAAACAAAAAUAAGUGUCAGUUUAUAUUUUACACGUCCACAA